Molecule: messenger RNA, 2988 nt
Organism: Astyanax mexicanus (Mexican tetra)
Lineage: Eukaryota; Metazoa; Chordata; Actinopteri; Characiformes; Acestrorhamphidae
Product: vascular endothelial growth factor receptor 1-like
Exons: 5
Coding region: 558-1697 (379 amino acids)
Biological process (GO): cell-cell adhesion
Cellular component (GO): cell-cell junction
Molecular function (GO): integrin binding
Source: RefSeq, a predicted model, not a curated record
GCUGUUACUUUCACUCCUUCUCACACUGCUGGUUCUGCAGCUGCGUUGAUAGUUAAGUGGUGUAGCUGGUGGUGUAGCUUGGUGGUGUAAGUGGGUGGUGUAGCUGGGUGGUGUAGUUGGGUCGAAUUGGUGUGAGGUGUAGCUGGUGGUAUAGUUGGCUAGUGUAGCUGGUGGUGUAGCUGAUGGUGUAGUUGGCUAGUGUAGUUGGCUAGUGGUGUAGGUGGAUGGUGUAGUUGGGUGGUGAAGGUGGGUGGUGUAGGUGGGUCGAGUAGUUGGGUAGUGUAGCUGGGUGUUGUAGCUAGGUCUUGUACCUGGGUGGUGUAGGUGGGUGGUGUAGCUGGUGGUGUAGGUGGGUGGUAAACCUGGUGGUGUAGGUGGGUGGUGUAGGUGGGUUGUGUAGGUGGGUUGUGUAGCUGGGUGGUGUUGGUGGGUGGUGUAGCUGGGUGGUGUAUCUGGUGGUGUAGGUGGGUGGUGUAGCUGGUGGUGUAGCUGGGUGGUGGGUUGUGUAGUUGGGUGGUGUAUUUAAUUGUGGAGGUGGGUGGUGUAUUUGGGUCAGGAUGAGGGUGUGUGUUUUCUGUGUGUUGGUGGUCGGGCUGAAGCUGGGAGUGUUUGAGGUAUACACACUUGCAGAUAACUGCCCAAUCCGGCUUUCCCAUGAUUCCCUGCUGGUGGAAUAUGGUAAUGCUGUUAAAGUCAACUGCUCCCUAACGACCACACUUAAUGAACCCUACAUGCUGGGCUGGGAGGCUGUGAUUCAUCCAGUAGAACCAGUACAAGACACCACCAGUACAGUGUGGAAUGUUUCCAGUCUGACGGAGUGGGAGAUUAACACAAAAGAUAUAUUCUGUUUUCUGACUGUUAUCGGUGGAACACAGUGCGAGAAGCCCUUAAAACUCAACCUCUACAAGCGUGCGGACAGUGUGGUGAUAGUUCGUGAUAAUGGUGAUUGGUCAGAAGGUGAGCAGAGGAAGCUGAAGUGUGAGAUUAAGAAUGUGGGUCCAGUCAGUAAUCUUACAGUGCAGUGGACCAGACUGGACCAAAACCAAACCAGAACCAUCAGGGAGUCCAGGAAUUUCACCAUUUCUAGUAGAAUGGAAGAAAAGGGGGAUGUGACGGACACUCUGGAGGUUUGGACCAGUCCAGAAGAAGAUGGAGUCCAGUAUCAGUGUUCGGCUCUACUGGACCUGAUCCAGUUCAAACAACAACAAGUGGACGAAUCCCAACCCUUCAACAUAACCGUACUCUAUAAACCCAUCAUAACACGGCCGUCUGCUGCCACUGUAUCCAAAACUGCGGGCGACGCGCUGACGUUUUACUGUUCGGCACGAGGAAAACCGAAGCCUCAGUUUACCUGGACCACAGGUAACUCAAACAUCACGCACUCCCCCCUCCUCAACAUCAGCAACGUCCAGUCAGAACAUCAGGGAAAUUACACCUGUAUCGCCUCCAACAGCAAAGGCUCCGCCUCCGUGACGGUGACGGUUACCGUUUCAGUGCCCUCAUCAGAAGACAACCUGCCAAUCAUCGCUAGCUGUGUUGCGGUUGCGGUGGCAUUGCUGAUAGUUGGACUCUUUGUUUGGUACUGCAAGCAUUACCGGCACACACACAUGGGCCGCUACAUCCUGAGGAACCUGGCGUCCCGGCGGCACAACGCCAACGUGGCCCAUUGCGACUCUCAGACCCUCCAGUCACACUGAUGUUCUGAUGUUUUGAAGUUUUCUGAAAAACCCCACGCAGCACAGCGGUCUCAGAUAUUCUAGCCCGCAUACCACUGGUGGUCACAAUUAUGAACAGUGAAUAAAUGGUAUUUUUAUCUUCAGUAAACUGAUCUGAGAGAAAUAGUUUCCAUAUAUAUGUAAUGUGUACAGGCUGCAGGUGCUAAUCUUAGCUAAUACACAAUACAGCACAAUACACCUUCUCAUUGAAUGGAUUAUGUAUUUAGAAAUAACUGACCUACUACUUUACACAUUUUUUUUGCAUUAAAAAUAAUAAAUCUAAUAAUGGUUGAUUUUCUUUGCUGUAAAUGUGUUUGUUACACUGGAGGGAAAAACCUAACAAUGCAUAAUAGACUUUUUUAUUAUAGUUAUUUACAGGAGCUGUAUGUAAUAUAUUUACAAUGUACAACUUUAUAAAAUUAUGAUGUGUGAUCAGAUAUUAAGAAAAUAUGAUAAGUUUAAGCUUAACAUCAGAGCUUCAGUCAGUAUAUUCUUCUUUAGAUUGUUUUUACUGAGCAGAAGUCUGUACAAUGUAGCAUCAGAGGAGUGGUUAUGGGUGUGGAAACACAACACUUUCCACAAUGCUCUGGCACUGGAAAACUAUUUAACCCAGUGAAUGGAGAAGGCUAAAUUGUCCAGAUCAAAGACUGAGCUGAACAGACACAUAGUGUCGGAAAAUGUCUUGAAGAAUCUUUAAGAAAACUAUUAACCUUACAAGUGUUCUACUUUUAGGUUCCUGAUAGAGCACUUCAUACGAAAUUAUGUCCAGAGGCAUUUGCAAGUGAUGAAAUUGUAUGUAGAACUGCAAAUGUAUAACAAUCAUACACAUGAGUUCUAUUUUUAAUUACUGUAAUCAUAUAAUAGAGAUUUAACAGUAUUUUCCCCUGAUAAAACAGAACCUAAUGAGAUGAUAAUGAACUCAGGAAGAACUCAGGCUUUAAAAUACAGCAGAACCUGAGCUGUGGAGGAAACACCUUUAACAUUAGUGUUGACACAGAGACCACAGGAUAUGUUCAGAGGUCCUGUAUAGUCCAGGCUUUGCUUGGGCCAGAACUGAUCGCUCAAUGAACCAAACAAUGAACCAAGUCUCAGAACCGCCUGCAGAUUCUGCAUCUCCGCUCUGUAGUACUGAAUCUCCUGAAAUUCUGUUCUUUCUUUAGUCUUUAGCCACCCCUAGUGGAGCAACUUAAUCAUUACAGCCUCUUUCUGGUUUACUAUAAAUACUACUGGUUUAUUAUUAAUCAGAUUAUUAAGCUGAUCAGUUUAAUUAUUA